Racocetra fulgida is the source of this 834-nucleotide messenger RNA. Lineage: Eukaryota; Fungi; Glomeromycota; Glomeromycetes; Diversisporales; Gigasporaceae. The record is from the annotation of a GenBank genome assembly.
AUAAUGGACAGCAUUUGGUUGAGAUAUCGUCAGAUUUAGAAAUUUUUCGUGAAUUAUCUGAAAGUUUGAAUGUACAAGAUAAUGGAAUUCACAAAGGACAGCAUUUGGUUGAGAUACCUGGCCCGUUACCUUACAUUAAUGAACAAAUAGUAUUUGUUGUCAAUGACACCUUUCCUAAUUGGCCUAUUGCAGAGCAUUACGUUGGUCAGUACGGCUGUCAAAAAGGUUUUAUUCCAGUUAAAAUACGUAAUAAAACUGAUAAAAAUGGACGUUUAACAAAUUUGUAUUUCAAAUGCAAGUUUGGCGGCACAUAUCAGCCAAAGAAAAUAGUAAUCUUGCAAAAUCAACACAAUAAAGGCUCAAAAAAACUUAAUUGUAAUUGGCAACUUAAUCUGUCAUUGGCUACGGGUUUGAUUCGUAUAACUAGUUUUUGUGAUCAUCAUGUUGAGCACCAACUUUCACCGGAUACUAUGAUUUUUGCACCUGUUAAUCGUCGUUUCUCUGAUGAGUGCUGUGAGGACAUUCGUCAUUUAGUAGUUAAUGGUCGAUGCGAUUUAUCAACAAUACGAUCUCUUGUCUCUGCCAAAUAUCCUGAUCAGCUUUUCUUAACACGUGAUCUAGUGAAUAUUGUAGCACAAUUGCGGCGGGAUCAUCAUAUAGAAGGAAAUGAUGCAUCUAGACUUCUAACCCUACUUUAUGAAUACAAAGAGGCAGAUUUGAAUUGGUAUAUCAAACCUUUAAUUGAUCCUGUAAUGCAGCAACUAGAGGAUGCAACUAGAAUUUUACCAAGAGUACUAAUGACAGAUGAAGAUCUUUCUAUGAAACAUGUAGUUA